AUGGCCAACCACGGCGACCUCUCCCCGCCGGCCGACGGCGGCUCCCAGGAGCUGAUUCCAGUCAUCUACCAGUCACCAUACAGCAUGACACCACAGGGUCCUCCAUGUUCAUGGCUUUUUUACUAUAGGCCAGUUCCUCUCGGAGGUUUUCGGAGGCCCGUGUACGAAGAUGGGACGACAAGGGUGCUAUGCUUGAGCCAAAUGUUUUCUCCAGACCAGCUAGAAGACGACGAGUACUACCAAAAGUUUUGCCGGAGGAUGACGGCGGAAGGACAGAGAUCCGGCGGUAAACUCAGGAGGACCGUCGUCCCACGGCCGGACCCCAGCGGCGCUCCGGUCGCCGGAGUUGGCAAGGUGUUUCUGGAAUACGCCGAUAUCGACAGCGCAGCAUAUUCCAAGACGAUGUUGCAUUGGAUGUGGUUUGAGGGGAGGCAGGUGUUUGCUGUGUUCUAUCCCGAGGACAAGUUUGCUGCUGGGGACUAUGAUGGAUAA
Triticum turgidum subsp. durum (durum wheat) is the source of this 492-nucleotide messenger RNA. Lineage: Eukaryota; Viridiplantae; Streptophyta; Magnoliopsida; Poales; Poaceae. The record is from the annotation of a GenBank genome assembly.